CGCCGCCGACCGAUCGUCGUCCAUGGUGAGGUCCCAGUCUCUCGACAGCUACUCCUCCGUCCAGGACGUCACCUACAGCUGCGGCUACUGCGGCUACGCGCUGAACCUGAGCUCCUCGGCGCGGGACACGGCCACCAUCGGCUACUCCAAGUACGGCAAGCAGAUCAGGAAGGGCGUCGUCGCCUUCCACGCCGUCGACGAGGCCCGAUUCACGCUGGCCGACGAGGUCACCUGCGCGCCCCACUUCCGCCCGGGGCGCGCCUGGUCAUGGUCAUGGGGCCUCUUCAGGAGGAGGUCCCGCCUGCUCUGCCGCAAGUGCGGCGCCCGCAUCGGCGUCGCAUACCAACAACAGGACGACGGUGAGGACUCCGCCGGUCUCUCCGCGUGCAGCGGCGGCUCGGACGACGACCUGCGCACGAACUCAGCUGACAGCGGCGCGUCGAGGCGGAGGAGCUACGUGAUCAGGAUCGGCGCGCUGCAGCCCUCCUCGGACGAUUUCACCGCUGUCCCCUUCUCCCUAUGACGAGCAUA
Messenger RNA from Lolium rigidum, 531 nucleotides. RefSeq lists its product as uncharacterized. The record is from RefSeq and is a predicted model, not a curated record. NCBI's taxonomy places the organism in Eukaryota, Viridiplantae, Streptophyta, Magnoliopsida, Poales, Poaceae. The transcript has 2 exons. Bases 23 to 523 code for a protein of 166 amino acids.